GGAGAAGUGAAAGUCGAAAACCACAGUCUUCCUGGGAAAUUUUCGUUUAUUAUCUGUGGCCGCGGGGACAAUAGACACAGCCCUUAGCAGUAUAAUCUUUAGCCGUUUUUGUCGGAUUUUAUUACAGCCUGGGGAUCCCGCGACUAUUCAGAUCUGUUUUGCGUUGUUUGGUGAUAUUCACAGAACCACAUUCAUCACUGUGAAUAACACCAGUUCGGAAAUUUCCACGCUACGUCAUCCUGGAAAACGUGAGUCGGAAACAGUAGCAAGAAUGGGAGACUUUGUCGACAUUCAAAAACAGAACACUGUGGAGCAUCUGAAUCAGGAGCUGGAAAGGCUCCUGCAGUCCGCUCCUCCCAGCAAGGCAGAACGCGAUCGCAAGGAGUUCGAUGGAUUCUCUCGUUUGUUUAAGCGCUUCGUCUUCGAAUCGGGUGCCGCCAUCCAAUGGGACAAAAUCCAGUCCCUGCCCGAGAAUGCCGUGCUGGACUAUGCGUCUCUCAAAGCCCCCGAAGACAAGCAGGCUAUCGCCAACAUGCUGAGCCGUUUGGUUGUGGUUAAGUUGAACGGAGGCUUGGGAACGAGUAUGGGCUGCACUGGGCCGAAGUCGCUGAUUCAGGUGCGCAACGAUCUGACGUUCCUGGAUAUGACCAUCCAUCAGAUCGAGAGCCUGAACCUGACUUACGGGGUGGAUGUGCCGUUGAUUCUGAUGAAUUCUUUCAACACUCAUGAUGAUACCCAACAAGUCCUGCACCGCUACAAGCAUCGACGUGUGCGCAUCUUCACCUUCCUGCAGAGUCGCUAUCCCCGUAUCGAUCGGGAAACGCUGAUGCCUAUCGCCAAAAAUCUUAGCGGUUCUUCCAAUGAAGUGUGGUAUCCUCCCGGUCACGGUGAUUUCUACGAGGCCUUCUACAAUUGUGGCUACCUCGACCGCUUCAUCGAAGAAGGAAAGGAAUACUGCUUCCUGUCGAAUAUUGACAAUCUGGGCGCCACCGUCGACAUCAGCAUUUUGGAGCUGCUUCUGAAUCCCCAGCAGGCCACUGAGGGACUCGUUGAUGCGCGUAAUCUGGAUUUCGUUAUGGAAGUAACUGAUAAAACUCGGGCUGAUGUUAAGGGAGGAACAUUGAUCCUUUACGAAGAUAAGCUUCGGUUGUUGGAAAUUGCUCAAGUACCGAAAUCACAUGUGGAUGAAUUCAAAAGCAUUUCGAAAUUUAAAGUCUUCAAUACGAACAAUCUCUGGGUUAAUCUCAAAGCCAUUAAGCGUUUGGUGGAGGCGCACAGUAUGCAGUUGGAAAUCAUCGUUAACCACAAGCACAUCGACACCGGUGCCAACGUGAUUCAGUUGGAAACCGCAUGCGGUGACGCUGUAAAGAACUUCGAUCGCGCCCGCGGUAUCAAUGUGCCACGGCGCCGUUUCUUGCCGGUGAAGAAAACGGACGACCUUCUGAUGAUUAUGAGUAAUUUAUAUAGUAUCCAACAAGGAACGCUGAUUAUGAAUCCCAAACGUGUGUUCCCUUCGGUGCCUUUGGUUAAACUGGGUGAUAAGGAUUUCGGAAAAGUGCGCGAUUUCUUGAACCGUUUCUCUACGAUCCCCGAUUUGCUAGAUUUGGAUCAUCUAACCGUAUCGGGCGAUGUCACAUUUGGGAAAGGUGUUAUCCUGAAAGGUACAGUGAUUAUUAUUGCCAAUCAUGGAGAACGAAUUGAUAUUCCAUCUGGGGCACUGCUGGAAAACAAAAUUGUUUCUGGCAACUUACGCAUCAUGGAUCAUUAAGAUAUUUGCUUCAAAACUGCAAAGUGACUGCGUUAAAUGGUUUAUACGGAAUUUAUUUGGUUAAUAAUCAAAACGCAUUGAUUGGCACAUCGGUAUUAUUUCGCUAGAGAUGUUGCUUUGAGUUUGUUUUGCGUUAUUUGUCGGCUUAGAUGCUUUAUAGUUUAUAUCAUGUUAAUUUAAAUUUGCCUGUCUUUGGUUAAUCUCACGUUCGCUUUGCUUUGACUGUGUUGUAACUGCUAUUCUCGCUGAUAAAAUAUUGCUGCUUUGGCAGUAAGGUGGUGGAAUUAAAAUAAAGUCUAGAGACGA
Messenger RNA from Paramacrobiotus metropolitanus, 2074 nucleotides. RefSeq names its product UTP--glucose-1-phosphate uridylyltransferase-like. The record is from RefSeq and is a predicted model, not a curated record. Gene Ontology annotation, biological process: UDP-alpha-D-glucose metabolic process; glycogen metabolic process. Gene Ontology annotation, cellular component: cytoplasm. Bases 272 to 1768 code for a protein of 498 amino acids. Gene Ontology annotation, molecular function: UTP:glucose-1-phosphate uridylyltransferase activity. Lineage: Eukaryota; Metazoa; Tardigrada; Eutardigrada; Parachela; Macrobiotidae. The transcript is spliced from 4 exons.